Molecule: messenger RNA, 381 nt
Organism: Puccinia graminis f. sp. tritici CRL 75-36-700-3
Lineage: Eukaryota; Fungi; Basidiomycota; Pucciniomycetes; Pucciniales; Pucciniaceae
Exons: 6
Coding region: 1-381 (126 amino acids)
Source: RefSeq, a predicted model, not a curated record
AUGGGGAUAGAAAGCAGGUCACUACCGAAUUCAACUGGAAUAUGCGCGCAUGACUACAUACUGGAGGAUUGCAGCGCAAUAUUGCAGUUUUUGAAUCUGGAGUUUGUGAUUGGUGUCAAGAUUGAUUGCGCUCUCAUGCAAUCUGAAGUGUCCAAGGAGGCUGGAUCCAAGUCGUUCCUGAUGACUCUCCGGUCAAAAUUGGCCUCGAUGGGAUAUGGUCCAUGGGAUCUCGCAAUACGGAAAAAUGCAAGUUCCCUGCCUUCAACGACACGGUCGAGCAGCUUUCAAUCAGAUCUAAUCCACGCGUUAAAAAAACGACAGCGCCAUCGCGAACUUCAGGCCCCAGGAAACCCCGUCGGCGUCAAGCAGAACGCUCAUUGA